Messenger RNA from Talaromyces rugulosus, 1014 nucleotides. RefSeq lists its product as uncharacterized. Gene Ontology annotation, molecular function: hydrolase activity, hydrolyzing O-glycosyl compounds. NCBI's taxonomy places the organism in Eukaryota, Fungi, Ascomycota, Eurotiomycetes, Eurotiales, Trichocomaceae. The coding region runs from base 1 to 1014 and encodes 337 amino acids. The record is from RefSeq and is a predicted model, not a curated record. The transcript has 4 exons. Gene Ontology annotation, biological process: glucan catabolic process.
AUGCAUUACUCGACUGUCCUGCAAUUAGCCACGCUUGCUGCGCUUGGUGAUGCCUCUAAAAUUAACCCCGGCCACCAUGCCCUUCAUAACCAUCGCCGAUAUGCUACCUCUAAUGGUACGGGCUACUCUUUGACUGACGAGUAUCCGACUGGCCUGGAUUUCUUCUCUCGAUUUUCCUUCUACACCGACAAUGAUCCCACCCACGGCUUUGUCACUUUCGUUGACGAGGAUACUGCCACCAGUAAUAACAUGAUUUCCGCACAAGGGAACACGACUUACAUUGGUGUUGACAGUACCAAUGUUGCUUCAAGCACUGGGCGUCAGAGCGUUCGCCUAACUUCUACUACUACCUACAACUCUAGUUUAUUCGUUCUCGAUUUGGCCCAUAUGCCAGGAUCUAACUGUGGUUCCUGGCCUGCAUUCUGGACACUUGGCGCCAACUGGCCCUACCAGGGAGAGAUUGAUAUCAUCGAGGGCGUCAAUCAGCAGUCUGGAAAUGCCAUGACACUGCACACUAGCGAUGGAUGCACCAUCAAUAAUAAUGGCUUCAGCGGCUCUAUUUCAACCAACAACUGCUUUGUUAAUGCGACUGGACAGAGCAACAACGCCGGCUGUGGUAUCGACUCCACUGAUCCCACCUCGUAUGGUGAUGGAUUCAAUAACAACAACGGUGGAGUGUAUGCAACAGAAUGGACGGAUGAAUUUAUUCAGAUCUUCUUCUGGGGCCAUGACAAUGUUCCUUCUGAUCUCACCAACGGUUCCCCAAAUCCCGCUAGCUGGGGACAACCUGUGGCUCUCUUCAAGGGUGAUUGCGAUAUCGGUUCUCACUUCCAGAGCCAAAACAUCAUUUUUGAUAUCACCUUCUGUGGCGACUGGGCUGGUAGUGUCUGGAGUAGUAGUGCGUCCUGCUCCAGUCUGAGCUCCUCUUGCUCGGACUACGUCCAGAAUAACCCAUCCGCCUUCCAAUCUUCUUAUUGGUUGGUGAACUCGCUCAAGGUUUUUAGCCGUUCUUAA